Suillus discolor is the source of this 1422-nucleotide messenger RNA. RefSeq lists its product as uncharacterized. The record is from RefSeq and is a predicted model, not a curated record. Bases 1 to 1422 code for a protein of 473 amino acids. Lineage: Eukaryota; Fungi; Basidiomycota; Agaricomycetes; Boletales; Suillaceae. The transcript is spliced from 6 exons.
AUGUACGACCAUGCAGAUGGUGUCAUGACACCUCCCAUCCAUAUCGACAAUGCUCCAAAUCAUUACCUGCAAAUCUUAUCCAGCAUCGUCUUCGGUAGUCUUGAGUGUAUUGGGUAUGAUCCUUCCAUCAGUAUAUUUAUGAAGACGCUUCGCCCUGCUCAACUCGAAAAUCCAACUUCUCUCCCUUCUACGAACAAACCACCCACACAAGCUCAAGUGAACAGUCCCCAGACAGGAGGUCAGAUCGGAGGCACUGCAACACCUGAGUCUGAUUCAGGGAUAGACUCAGAUGUGGAGAUAGGGCUCGGACUUAGAGGAAAGCCUCCCUAUAGACCCCCCUCAGUUAGAAAUACCCCAAGAUCCCCUUCGUGUGACUUAUUCAACCUCAAUCAGCAGGAUCAUAGGCUCAUUGGGUGUGGUACCAUGUGCUAUUUAGCCAGAAGGGAUGAUAAAGAAUACAUCAUCAAGGAUCAUUGGGUCCUUGGGGGUAAAGAUGUUGCAUUGAAUGAGGUUAAAAUAUUGCGGGAGAUGCAAGGGGUCCGUGGCGUGCCAGAACUGGUCGAGUAUUGGCUUGUCGAGAUCGCGCCCAAUGAGGUUGACAAAACGAUGAACUCUCGAUACAAGGUUUUGGGAAGUAUCAGAGGCACCUCUCAUACACAUGUUCAUUUGGUUUUGAAGCCUCGUGUGCAACCUUUGCAUGCAUUCUGGACAAGAGUAGAGCUGGUGAGCGCUCUUUGGGAUAUCAUCAAAAUUCAACAGACAGUGGUCAAGGAUUGUGGAAUUCUUCACCGUGACUGUAGUCUUAAUAAUGCUAUGAUCGAGGAUGACAGCAAUGGGACCCACAUACUUUUGGUUGAUUGGGAAUUUGCGGUGCAUAUCUAUGCUGGCCAAAAAUAUGUUAUUGGUGGGAUGGGCACAUUGCCUUUCAUGUCACAUUCACUUCUGUGGCAGCUUUCAGAGGCUGUUGCCAUGUCUUCCCUUGGAAAACUGCCUCCCCUCAUCCAACAUCACUACCAUGACGAUUUGGAGUCACUUUUUUUCCAGUCUUGGUGCACAUCUGCAUUGAAUUCAGGGGUCCUCUUGGAGUUAGACAUGAUCUCUCAGCUGAUAGGAGUCAAGAAUGGCUACCGCAUCUAUGGUCCGCCGGCAUGUUACAAGUGGGCAAAACAAUUCCACCCCUACUUUAAGACACUACUCCCACUUGCAACACAAUGGUACCACCUGAUCAGGAACAAAGGUUCGUUGAAUGCAGUAACUUUCCAGGAGGUUCUCGAUCUAUUGGAAACACAUCUUGCCAAGCUUCUGAAGAACAAGCCUUCCCCUGAGCUUCUGUUCGCAAAGAGGGUUAUUGCAGUGCUGCCAAAAAAGAGACAGGCAAGUGACUUUGAGGAUGAUGAUUGGGAUGAUGAUUAUCUUGACUAA